AUUUUAACAUUACAGCUAACUGUGCACAAAAUGGGCGGCAUCUUUCUUUGCACAUUCGCCCAGAUGGUGUCCUUUAUGGCUAUUUUAGUGUUUGCCUAGUGCCCACGUGUAUAUUUGAAGCUAUCAACUUGUCUCACAUCAACUCCACCUGUAGCUUCAAGAUAUUAUAAUAUCUUGACUACUAUAGUACUACGUGAAAUUUUAUGGUCAACUGAAUCGUCAUCUUAAAAAUAUAAACAAAUAUUACGACAAAAUUCUGAAAUUUGUGUACAAGCAAGCGAUGUCACCUAUUCCUAGGGUCGAGAAGAAAUAAUGUAAAACGGUCCUAAACGCGCAUGACAAAUACUUUCGUGUUACCCUGGCUUUUAAAUCGAGCGCACCCUUAGCUUGCCCACUUUGGCCGUUGGAUGCUUGCGCGUUGAAAAGGGCGGAGAUUCCGUGGGCACAUAAAAGAGUUAUUUCUAUCAGCCGCGGGACAGCACCAAUAUUCAGUGAAUAUUAUUCACGUUUGAUUGUUGUUUUGCAACAUCAAAUGACUGUUGCAGGCAUGGGUCACCUCUUGUCCUACCGCAAUUGCCUCCUGCUGCUCUGCAUCUUUUCCAACUGGAUACCAGCAACCACCGGGCUCUUUGAAUGGCUGAGGCAGACUGAGCAUCCUCCAGCAGAAACAGCGCCUCCAUCUGCAGAUGCCAUUCUAGCAAAGGAAGCACAGUUUGAAAUGUCAACCGGUGAUGAGAGGUUCCUGUCUGAGGCCAAGCAGAUGGAGCUGAAUCCUCUAGACAGCUGCCACCACAAGGUGGUUGCUCAGUUAAAAGUGAGCUGUGAAGGUCUCUCAGAAGAGGAACUGGCGAAACUGGGUGUCACAUUGUUCAACUGCCAGGCACAGAUUGAGGGGCGCACAACGUAUCCAUGUACACAACACAUGAGCAUAAAGGAAUGCACGGCAGCGAUGGACACGUGGAACGCCUAUCACAUCGUGAGCAACAGGGCUCGCGCCGUGUGCUACGCGAGUCGCCAGCAACUCUUUCGGCUCAGGGCAGAGCGCACCGUAAACAUGGUCAUCUCCACAGCUGCCAGCCAACUAGCUGCAAUGGAAGACCUCAAGGACGGCCAAUUGGAGCUAAGAGAGCUGACGGCAGCGUCACUGGACCGGCUCCUGAAGGGCCACGGUGAGCUCCAGACUCAGCAGGUCAAGCUGCAUAAAGGCCAGAGUCAAAUGCAAAGUGACCUGAGAGACAACCUGCAGCGUCUGGCUCAGGAGAAAGCCCUCAUUGCCUCAGGACAAGAACUGGUGGCCCGGCUCAUCCGGGAAAUUACCGAUCGAAUGGCGUUUGUUCGUGAGAAUGUGCAGAUGCAAGGCUCCCAAGUGCAGGACAGACACAGAGCCGUCGUUCAAGACCUGGAGCACAUCAGACACCAAGCUCAGGACAUUCAGCAAAAACUAGACGACAGCGUGUCAGAGUUUGUCCAGUACCGAGAGCGGACUUUGCGCUACUACGCCGAUGUCAUGAGCAAACUGGAAAGCACGAACAUCAGUCUGGGUGUGGUGCUGCGCUUCUUGGACGAAACGCGGGGCCACAUAGAGCAACGGCUCGACACCAUUCGAGGUUACCUCGAUUGGGCAGGUUUCAGCGUCACCGCCAUGUGGACGUGCGUCACACACGCCGGCUAUUUCCUGCUGUUUGCUGUCCUCCAGUCGUUCCUGUGUUGUCCGGUUUUCUCUCGGGCCGCGUUGCUGCUUACUGUGCCCUUGAACGCAGCGGCUGAGGUCAACGGGCAGCCAGCGCUGGAUCCGGCGAGUCUCUGCUUCCUGAUGGUCACGCUUUGGCUUGGACACUGGUUUGUCAGCCAGUUACGGGUUCAAUUUCCGAGCAGAGGCAGAGCGUCUGCUGCAUUCCCAUUUGAAUCGGUGGCGCCACGAGAGUCCUGCGACACAUACCCGCGAUCCUCGACGCCACACAAGAAAGAGUACUGUUGCAGUGAACAGAACCAGCUGCUGAAGCAAGAAACCGGUGAUCUUGCUCCAGCUGCAGGAUCUUCCCACAGGAAACUGGCAGCAAGUGGACCAGCGCAUCACUGCCUUCCUCCUUUUCUAGCCCAGCCUGUUCUUUCAGCAGGUUUGAUUGGUGAUAUUCCUUGCAGAAAGCCUUUUGACUCUUUGAAUGACUCUUACUUGACUAAUGACUCAAGAAGCGCAUCUCCCUUGCCAUCAAUGAGCACCAGCUCUCUAUUAGGGCGUCCGUUCUGCAAGUCGAUCACCAAAGCAAGGAAGGUGUGCAAAAAGAGAGCGCUGUUUGGACGGGAUUACUGCAGAAUCCAUCAAGACAAACUCAACUCCUCUUCACUCGUCAACUAAAAUGUGACCUUGAAAUUUGUACGUUUAUGUAUUGCUUACUUUUUAACCCCCUUCCAGGCACCAACUGUCCUUUUUAAACAAUCUGUAAUAAAUUUAAA
Syngnathus acus (greater pipefish) is the source of this 2454-nucleotide messenger RNA. RefSeq names its product brambleberry (gene bmb). The coding region runs from base 533 to 2356 and encodes 607 amino acids. Lineage: Eukaryota; Metazoa; Chordata; Actinopteri; Syngnathiformes; Syngnathidae. The transcript is spliced from 13 exons. The record is from RefSeq and is a predicted model, not a curated record.